CCGGCAUCAUCUGCUUGUGAUUGCACGAACGGACGGUGUGGAUCGCAUCAUUGACGCCACAGCAGCGGAUUUGCCUCUGCUGCGCCACAUGCUGGCUGUCGGGCAGCAGUGGGCGGCGCACUCCGUCUCCCCCUCCUCCUCCUCCAACCCCACUCUUGGUUCUGGAAAUGUGCCACAGCAAGAGACCUUGCCACAGAAGCCACCUGAAAAAUCUCCUGGCGCUGCUCCAUGCAGUGGAGCUGAGCAUGCCAGGGAAAAGUCUCUGCCUGUAAAGGGAGGGUUGGGGGCGCCUAUAGCGAGGGUAGCAGGGCCGGCUGCUACCACAGCCGGGUCAUCCCCUCCUCAGCCACUGCGCUUCCGAUUCGGCUUCCACCAGGUGCCGUCCAUGCACCAGCUGCAUCUGCACGCCAUCAGCCAGGACCUGGACUCGCCCCACGUGAAGCACAAGAAGCACUGGAACUCCUUCGCCUCGCCCUUCUUCCGCGAUGCACACCAGGUAAUUUCUCAGAUAGAGCAGCACAGCCAUGUGCUGCCUGCCCUGCCGUCCACCCAAGUCUCCUCGUCUGCAGCUGGCCUCGACCUCUUUCCUGGCUCUGGUGAAACCUCCCCGAGGGCUCCAAUGGGUGCUCCCCACACAGGGGCAGGAAAAGGGAGUGACACAUCAGGACCAGGCAAAACUGCUGUUGAGCAGGCAGCUGUAGCGGAGGGUGCAGCUGUAGCGGCUGCAGAGGCACUGGAUGGGCUGGCGAUAGCAGGUGAUGGAGAUGGACGGAGAGGAGCAGGAGCAGCAGGUGAAGAAUAUAGGGUGGCUGUAGCAGGAGGUGCUGCUGUGGUGGCGUGGUCUAAAUUGGGUGUUCCUGGUGAGCUUGUAGCAGCGUUGGAGAAAGAGGCUCGGCACCUGCUUCGGCAUGAGCUUCGGUGUCAUCGGUGUCGUAGCGUGCAGCCUAACCUCCCCAGGUUGAAGACGCACAUUCGCACCUGUUCAGCGCCCAUGCCAGGGUCUCAAGUUGGGUUGGAUAGUAGUGGUGGUGAUGUGGUUGGUGGUAGUAGUGGUGGUGGAGGGGGUUCAGAUACUAGGAACUAGAUGUAGCUAUAAAUUACAAAUCAUGAUUGCCAAGGGUAGUACGGUUUUGUGAAACAUUAUGACAUUCUUUAGUAUUAGAACUUGUAAACACGUAGAAAGCUUUACAAAAACGCGU
This is a messenger RNA of Closterium sp. NIES-67, 1199 nucleotides long. The record is from the annotation of a GenBank genome assembly. Lineage: Eukaryota; Viridiplantae; Streptophyta; Zygnematophyceae; Desmidiales; Closteriaceae.